Episyrphus balteatus (marmalade hoverfly) is the source of this 8078-nucleotide messenger RNA. RefSeq names its product ras guanine nucleotide exchange factor P (gene X11Lbeta). NCBI's taxonomy places the organism in Eukaryota, Metazoa, Arthropoda, Insecta, Diptera, Syrphidae. Gene Ontology annotation, cellular component: plasma membrane; cytoplasm; dendritic spine. Gene Ontology annotation, molecular function: protein binding. The transcript has 12 exons. The record is from RefSeq and is a predicted model, not a curated record. Gene Ontology annotation, biological process: chemical synaptic transmission. Bases 401 to 5173 code for a protein of 1590 amino acids.
UAUUCUUCUUUUAUGCAUUCGUUACUGUAAAAAUUUAUAUAUACCUUCUAUAUACCUACUUUUCUACAGUUACAAACUUUAAUUGGAAAAUCAAGAAAAUCUAAAUUUUUCUAACAAAAAAAAAAAAAAAAAAAAAUAUAUACCUACCUAUAUAAUGCUAUUAACGCAUUCUCUAAAAUCCUGCAUGAACUGUUCAAGGACAUAAAGAACCAAAAUUUUUUUCAACACCAACACAAAGACUCAAAAAAAAAAAAAAUAUAUGAUUUAAAUUUUAAAGAAAAGAAGUUUAAAUUUUUUUUUUUGUAAACGUCACAGCCCAUCAUAAAGUAUACCUACACACACGUUCCUAUACACACAUUGAAACAAAAGGAAAGAUUUAUUGAUCUUACCGCUAUCAAUAAUGGUUAGUACAACAUUGACAACAACAGUUUCACAGCAAACAACGGCAAGUGGCUCCAAUCAAACUGUGCAUCAUUUGCGCCCCCAUAGUUCCCUACACUAUUCAACCACACUCCAGUCAUCAGCGAUACGUGGUAGUUAUUAUUUGAAUAGUGAUUCAAGUUAUAACAGUGGUGGUUCCGAGUCCAAGGACACAUCAUCAUCAAACCUAUACAACGGCCACUUUACAAACACUGUUCGCACUCAGCAUUCGUCGAGCAACGUCAUACCAAUACCAACAUCAUCAACAACUUCAUCAGCAAUCCGCCCUAGGCCUGACAUUCUUCUAAACAGUCCGACAUCAUCAUGCACAAGUUCCAAUGUACUACGAAAUGAAGUAAAUCUCUUAGAAUCGACAUCUCCACCCUUAAGUGAUCAAAUUUCAAUAUUGUUCCCCAAGUGUCGGCCAAAAAGCGAUGCUAAUACGAAUCCUGCCACAAGCACUACACAACAAAAUUCAAGCAGCAACAAUUUUGCACAAUCACCGCCGGCUGCAUCGGGCUCCUCGUAUUCUUCAGAAUCAGUGUCCUCAGCUAGAAUAUCAACAAAUCCAUUCCUUUGCCUUCCAAGUCCCAGUGGAAACGAAACUAAACGAAAUAAAUUCGAGAUAACUUCCCAUAAGGACCAAGAAGUCGUAGAUAUGCCACGCAAGUCCUCGGGUUAUAACCAACCCUCGUCACACCAACAACAACAACAACAACAACAACAACCAUACCAGCAACAGCAUUAUCAUCAACAACAACAGCAACAGCAACCAAAUCAGAGCACUACUCACCGAACCAUGAAGAGCUCGGGAAAUCAAAACCCAUUCAUUAAUCACAACUAUUGGGACACACGUCAUAAUACAACUCCAGCGGGUACCGUCCUUAAUUCGCCGGAACUUACUUCGGAGAACACUUCCCGCCGUCAUGGUCACAAUUACCUGCAAAAGCCACAACACAUUAGGCUGGGAAGAAGUCCUGUCAGCCAUCAGAAUCCAAGUCAUGAUUAUUACAAUGCGGCGGAGGUAAAUGAAAGGGCUGAACAUCAUGAGGCGCAAAAUCGUGGUGAUAAUGAAACUUAUAAUAGAGCUGCGUCAAUUGCGGCUAGCAAUGGUGGAAAUGGCAGCGGAGUUGUGGUUUUUGAUGAUAUUUCUGACAGUUGGCAGAAUCUUCGAGUCACAACUGGCUCCCCACCAGCUUCGGCAGCACCAUUAGUUGAAUCAACAAUUGAUAGCGCAAAUCAUGAAUUGAGCAAAAGUGAAAAUGAAGCUUAUAAGAAUUAUAAGAAAUAUUUAGACAAAAAUUAUGCGAUAAAUAUUGAGAUGCGAAAUGGUAUUAUUGAAUACGAAGGAUCUCCUCGUCGAUUUGGUCAAGGAAUACCAGAAGAUGAAGAAGUUCAAUCGCAAAAUUUCAAGUUUAACGCAAUAACAUCUUCGCCACAAAAAAUGCAUCCAAUUCGCCCAGGUUUUCCUCAGCGCAUUGUAUCCACACCUCAGGAUUCUCCUCCUCCAUUGUUGAACUUGAAAAUGUCACCCGUCAACAAUACCGAAGACACAAGCAAUGACGUCUCCGAAAUAGGAACUUUAUCCGAUAUGACAGUGUCUGAGGUGAUAUCUGAAGCGAUGAUGGCAGCCACCUCAACAACAGCUGGCCUUUGUUCCCCGGGAACAACGGCAAAAGAGGACACACUAGUAUCAACGUCGGCGGCGGCGGCAAAGUCGUCAACCUUUGACUAUCUAUACGAGUUCUCCGAGACAAGAAAAGUCCUCGAGGAGUUCUUUGAGUGCCCUUCGACCGAUGACAAACCAAUUGAGAAUGGAAGCGACGUUGACAGUAUUGACAUUCAGUAUGAAUUCCACAGUAAUGUUAAUAGAGAGGACGACGAUGAUAUUGCGUUGCCACCUCAGUUGGAUCAUAUUUUUUCUGUGCAAUCGGGUCACAUGAAUAACAAAAGUCCAUCCAUGGAUGAAAAUUAUCGUCCAGUUGACGAUGAUGUUGAGGGAAAUGAUGACGACGAUGAUGACGAUGAUUCGGAAAGCCCACAACCAGUGCCAGUUGUUGUUGCAAAUAGCUGUUCACCAGUUAAGCCACAACAAAAUCAACAUCAUGUGGUUAAGCAACAACAAAGCAAUUUCUACAACACUAACGGAGUUGGUGGUGGUGGUGGUGGUAUCCUGGACAAUCGUCGGACGUUGACAAGGGACAAUGAUAAAUUGGUGCAAUAUCGGCGGGAUAUAGAUUUCUUUUUGGAGUCAGCUAGUCGCAGCAGUGGUGACCAAAUGGAUAGUCAGGAUGGUAUUAAUCAUAAUCCAGUGCAACCCAGAAGUUAUCGAUGUUCUCCAGAAACAACAGAUUAUGAUUCGAAUUGUGGUGAUUUGGACAGCCUAUCAGGAGAAUUCAAUGGUGUUUCAACAUAUUGCAACUAUCCCAAAUGCUAUACGACUAGCAUGCCUGUUCUGGAAGAUGGCCUCUCAAGUGGUCACACUUCAGAUACUGAAAAUAAUAAUAGACCCGUGCAAAUGGGAGGUAUUUCAAUGUUAAUGGAUCCCAAACGGAACCAGGACAAUAGCAAUCAUGUUAAAUCAAAUCGUGCCUCACCCAAUGUCGAUGCUUUUACUACCAUCAAUGAAAGCCCUGUAAAUGGCCAGCUUGACAAUUCCGGACGGGAUUCUGUGCGAUCUAAGCGUGAUCAAGAAAUUCUAGGACAAAGUCCUAGCAGUAGUAACAGCAAAGUUUUUCAAAAUAUUGAUCCGGAUUUGGAUUCUCUUUAUUCUAUAAGCGUUUUUCACCGAGGUGCUGAUAUGGUUCAUGUUACACCACCUCCACCAGCACCAGCUCCGCACCGUAAGCCUACCGUUGUAAGCUCCGACAUGUUCCAGAAAAAUCAAAUCGACUUUAAAGAACAGAUACCAACAACCCUAACGGGAGGAGGGGCUUCCUCAAACUUGUUGAACCGUACAAAGUCGUUGAAGUCCUUGGAAAAACCAUUUGCUUGCAACCAACCGCCUUCUAUUCCCGAACGGCUUAGCAAUGCCUCCCCAUCAAGCAGCUCUCCAGUUUGGGUGCCCCGAUAUUUAGAAACAAGUGUAGGCAAAAGUCUGCUUGAUACGUCUGACAGGCAGCAAGGCAAGAACCUUAGCGGAGAUGAAGAUGAUGUUGACACAGAUUUGGAGACUGAUAGGUUACUCGGACAUCAGCGUCUUGACGAUCAAGGCUUCUAUGAUGACACAAAGAGCUCUUCAUGGGACCGAAAACCCAUAUCUCUUUUGGCUACGUCCUUAUCAAAAUUCUCACCCAAAGUUCAGCAACAAAACUCGAAAAAUUCCAAUGGUUCUCUCUCACUGAGGCAAGGCUUCAACUCGUUACUAACGAGCACACCCGAAAUCCCACCGCCCAUUCCGCCAAAAACUUCCACAACCAGUUUACUCCACAAUGCUGGAGGAGGUUCGAUGUCAUCGUUGGACCAUAGUGACAAGUCUCCAGAGAAGACUCCCGAAGCUCGUGAAGAGUGUGCAGUUGUGACCAUAGGAAGUCCCAGUGCUGAUUCAGGCUCGGAUGGAUCUGGCAAUGGCAGCCAGAAAAAGGACACACAAAACUCGGUUACGGGAGAGAAAAAAGUAAAAAAGAGUAAGAAUCAGGAAGGCGGAGCAGUGUUAAUUGAAGGAGUAUUAUUCCGGGCGAGAUAUUUGGGAUCAACACAAUUGGUGUGUGAAGGUCAACCGACCAAGUCAACAAGAAUGAUGCAGGCAGAAGAAGCAGUAUCAAGGAUUAAGGCUCCCGAUGGUGAUGUCCAGCCUAGCACUGAAGUCGACCUCUUCAUUUCAACCGAAAAGAUCAUGGUCCUUAAUACUGACCUUAAGGAAAUUAUGAUGGACCAUGCUCUGCGAACGAUCUCAUAUAUUGCUGACAUCGGUGAUUUGGUCGUCCUCAUGGCCAGGCGGCGUUUUGUUUCACAAGACAUUGACGAUGGACCCAAAUUAAAUCGCACUCCAAAAAUGAUAUGUCAUGUAUUCGAAAGUGACGAAGCUCAAUUUAUUGCCCAAUCAAUUGGUCAGGCAUUCCAAGUGGCCUAUAUGGAAUUUUUAAAAGCAAACGGAAUUGAAGAUCAUAGUUUUGUCAAAGAAAUGGACUAUCAGGAAGUGCUAAAUAGUCAAGAAAUAUUUGGCGAUGAGCUGGAGAUAUUUGCAAAGAAGGAAUUGCAAAAAGAAGUCGUUGUACCCAAAGCUAAGGGUGAAAUUUUGGGGGUAGUCAUAGUUGAAAGUGGUUGGGGGUCAAUGUUGCCCACAGUUGUGAUUGCUAAUUUGAUGUCUUCUGGCGCUGCGGCAAGAUGUGGACAAUUGAAUAUUGGUGAUCAAUUGAUAGCUAUAAAUGGUUUAAGUUUAGUUGGUUUGCCUUUGUCAACUUGUCAGACUUACAUUAAGAAUACGAAGAAUCAAACUGUUGUUAAAUUUACUGUAGUGCCGUGUGCUCCGGUGGUAGAGGUCAAAAUUAAAAGGCCAAAUACCAAAUAUCAAUUGGGUUUUAGUGUUCAAAAUGGCGUGAUUUGCAGUCUUCUACGAGGAGGAAUCGCUGAAAGAGGAGGUGUCAGAGUUGGACACCGUAUAAUUGAAAUUAACAACCAAAGUGUUGUAGCAGUACCACACGAGAAGAUAGUAAAUUUACUGGCUACUUCUGUUGGAGAGAUUCUUAUGAAAACGAUGCCAACAUCCAUGUUUCGACUUCUAACCGGGCAAGAAAAUCCUAUUUAUAUUUAAGUGUCUUUAUAUUUUGUGUUUUUAUUUGCUAAAACCUAAGUUUAAACAUAUUUCCUUUUCAAAAAUGAUGGAAAAACUAGUAUUUAAAAUGAAAAAGUAAAGUAAAAUUAGCUUUGAAUAGCAGACAAACCAAAAAUUAUAACAAAUUUAUUUUGAUAUACAGAACGUACAUAGAACAUAGAUUUAUUUGAAAUAGUUCUAAUUAUAAACUUAAAAUUAGUUUUUAUUUAUCAGCAUUUAAUAUAAUUAAUUAAUUUAAUUUUUAUUUAUAUAACAUCUAGUCAAUAAAUUAUAAUAAAAUAUAUAUUAUAUAAAAAACAUAUAAAUUUUAGCAAAAACAAAGCAGUGCCCCAACAUAAUUCAUGUGCAAAAUCAACAACUCAUAACUUUUUCCGUCCGCUUAUAUCAGAAAAAAAUUAAAUUAAAAUAUGAAUUAUCCUAUACUCAUUUACACACACACACACACACACAGACACAUUUACACAAAACACAUGGAAACAUUUUUUCCAUUUUCUUGUCCAAAGCUCAAGAACAUAUUGAAAAUUAUUUAUUUUUUGGGAACCAAUGUACUUGGUAUUUGUUUACUACAGACUUUUUAAUAAGUUUUUGCAAUGAAUGAAACAAAAUUUGAUCAAUGUUGCUUAUUCUGUAUGAGGAGUUAGAACGACUUUUAAUUUUUAUUUUCGAUUUUCCAAAAAUUCAAAGGUCAAAGGUCACAACAUUUUUUGUUUUUAAAACGGUUUUUUAUUUUAAAAAUUAUGUUCUACAAAAUUGUAGCUGAGGUUAUUUUGCAAAAAAAUUCUCAUACAAAGUUUUUUUGUAUCACUUACCGUUUAGUCAUUACAACAUUUCAAACUAUCCCAUGUAGUUUGAUUAAAAUAACAAAUAUUAAAAUAUCUAGAAAAGCAUUAUGCGAGUUUGAAGUGAUACAAUUUCUAAACGUUGAGUGAUACAGGUAAACUUUGUAUGAAAAUUUUUUGUAAAAAAGCAUCAGCUACAAUUUUGUAGAACAUAAUUUUUGUCUUAGACCUAACGUUUUAAAAACAAAAAAUGUUGUGACCUUUGACCCCUUAUAAUGGGACUAGUGGAUAGAAGACUUUUCACAGAUUACACCAAGCUGUAUACCAAAAAUCAGCCUGUUAAAAAUUUUUUCCCUUUUCUUGACAAUUUUUCGUCUAUUCUUUCUGGAUUAUAUAACAAUAUUAAUAUUUUUUAAAGUAUUUGGUCGAAAAGUGUUUUUUAGUUUCAAGUUUCAAUGAGAUGUGUGUGUUUUUUUUUUAAGUGCUCUAUCCAUUCCAAUACUUUCUAUACAUGUUUUCAGGUGCUCCAAAUCUAAAAAUUGCUUAGUUAUUUGCACCACUAAUUUUUUCUAAACUAAUUUCUAUGGUUCCCAGAUUAAAAAUAUUCAUCAAUAAUUCUGAAUACAAAAGUGCUUACACAUGAUUACUUAAAAAAAAUUAAUGCUUACUUAAAAUAUUCCCCAAAUAUCAUAAAAUAAAAAACAAAAAGAAAUAAACAACCGCUUUCAUUUUUUUAAAUUUUAUCUAUAAGAAUGAUAUUUAAAUUUAUUUUAAUUUUUGGUAUAUAAAAAGUCAAAAUAAAUUUAAUAAAAAUAUGCUGUAUAUAAAAUAAAGCAAUGACAGAAACAGAUUUGAAUAAUAAAUAAAACAAAACAAAAUAAAAUCUAAAACACAUCAUAAAACUCACCAUACACGUAAAUAAAUAUAUCUAUAUUUAUUAAAAGUAUUAAAAACAAAUUAACAAAAUUUUUAUUUACAAACCAAAAAACAAAAUAAAAAAAAAACUAACAACCCUUUACUCAUAAUGUAUUUAUUCAUCCCUAGAAAAAAAAAACAAAAAAAAAUAGAUAUGAAAAAUAAAUUAAUUUUAAACUGCAUCAAACAAAUUUCAAAAAAUCGUCCAAGAAAAUAUUAUACCUAUUAGUGUGUUAUAUCAAUGCGUUUAUACAUAUAACAAAAAAAAAAAAAAACAUAUAUGCGAAACAAAAUAAAAAAAAUAAAAAACAAUAUAUAAAUAAAACAAAAAAUACAUGAUGUAUAAAAAAUAUAUAUGUACACAUUAUAGUAUAUAUAAAGAUUCCUUAUGAUAUACAUUAUAUAGUUUUGAUAUGGAAAGCUUGCUAAAAAUAAAAAACAUAAAAAUUUACAAAAAAUAAUAAAAAUAAAAAUAAACAUAAAAUUAAAAAACGUUAUUAAAUAUAUAUAAAAUUGUAUUUAAUAGCCACAUCAUAUUUUAAGAAAACACAUACCUACAUAUAUAUAAAUAUAUUUAAACUUAUAAAAAAAAUUAAAAUAUUAAACAAAAAUAAAAAACAUUAGUGGGCAGAUAAUGAUUUUUGAUUAAAAAAAAAAAACAAACAAUGCAAACAAAUAAUAAUACUAAUUAUAAAUCACACUUUUAGUUUUCAAUACUGCAGCACCGCUCCUGAAAUAUUAUAAAAUAGUCUAUUUGCAAUUGAUAAAUAAAAUUAACUAUAAAGUUGGGACAAUUUUGCUUAUAACGCUUGUAAAAAAAAAAUCGACAUUUUAACCAAACUCAUUUAAAAAUUUUGCUUCAAGUCAAAAAAUUUUUUAAGUUUAAGAAGAUUGCAACUUUAUAUAAUAAUUUAUUUAUCAAAUGCAAAUUUACUCAAUAUAUAUUGUAAAAUAUUUAAUUGCGAUUGCAAAUCAAUUCCACUAUAAUGCAAAGUAGAUUAAAUUCAUUCACUUGCAAAAAAACUUAAAAACAAAAUAAAAAAACCAAUUAGACAAAACAAAAAAAAAAAAAACCGAUUAACAAUAAAUAAGCAAAUUAUAUACAUAUAGCAAAAAAAAAAGUUAGCAAAACUAAGUGAAUUGUCCAUUGAGGUUAUUUAUUAAUGUUGUUAUGAGGAAAAAAAACAAAA